Contarinia nasturtii (swede midge) is the source of this 2246-nucleotide messenger RNA. RefSeq names its product translation initiation factor IF-2, mitochondrial (gene mIF2). Gene Ontology annotation, biological process: translational initiation. The transcript has 9 exons. Bases 58 to 2184 code for a protein of 708 amino acids. NCBI's taxonomy places the organism in Eukaryota, Metazoa, Arthropoda, Insecta, Diptera, Cecidomyiidae. The record is from RefSeq and is a predicted model, not a curated record. Gene Ontology annotation, molecular function: GTPase activity; translation initiation factor activity; GTP binding.
GUUGACAAUGACAUUUCACACAACAUUUCAAAUGAAAUUUAGCUUGAAUUGGGAAUAAUGUCAUCACACUUAUUACGAUCGGCAGCAAUUAUAUUCCGUUCUUCAAUAACAUUUGGCAACAAAAGAUGUGUGUUGAACAAUCGUCUAAUGAAUUCCAUGCCAAAUUUAAUGGUAAAUCGUUCAGUAUGUACAACAUCAAUGGUUCGAAAGAAAAAAAACGUAAACCCAGAAGAAGAAGUGUUAGUUAAAUCGGCAAAAACCGAAAGAAAUAAAAGGAUAGUAAAGAAAAGACCAAAGUCAACAGUAUGGGGUGUUGUUGAUAUAUAUCGUGGUAUUGAUAUUCAAACCUUAGCUUCUUCAAUGAAUCGAUCUAUCGAAAUAGUCCAACAGGUGCUAACGUAUUUUCCGCAAGUCGUGGAUACUCAACCGAAUGCAAAAAUUGACAGUAUCCCAUUAGCUAAAGAAAUUGCCGCCAAAUGUGGAUAUAGAACUCGAAUUACCGCACCGCCCGACGCCGAAGUGAAAGAAGAAAUUGAUUUGGAUGUAUAUCCAAGACCACCAGCACCGCCGAAAAAUUUAAAACCACGUCCGCCAGUUGUAACAGUUAUGGGUCAUGUAGAUCAUGGUAAAACAACGCUGUUAGAUAAUUUGCGCGGAGCAUCGGUCGUUGAAAGUGAAGCCGGCGGCAUAACACAGCACAUCGGUGCAUUUACAGUGGAUUUGGAGAAUGGUGAAAGUGUGACAUUUUUGGAUACGCCUGGUCAUGCGGCAUUUAGUUCAAUGCGAGCUCGAGGUGCACAUUGUACGGAUAUUAUUGUGUUGGUUGUUGCAGCCGAAGAUGGUGUCAUGCCACAGACGAAAGAGGUUUUAAAUUUGGCCAGAGAAGGAAAUGUUCCAUUGGUAGUUGCAAUCAAUAAAAUUGAUGCACCCGGCGCUAAUAUUGAAGCAGCCAAAAAUGGAUUGCUAAAAGCAGGAGUUAAUCUGGAAGGUUAUGGUGGUGAUGUUCAAUGUGUUUGUAUAUCAGCUCUGCACGGAACCAAUUUAGAUCAUUUAUCCGAUGCAAUAGUUACACAAGCUGCUUUGAUGGAUUUAAAAAGCGAGUACACUGGACUCGUCGAAGGUGUUGUAAUUGAAUCAAAAACUGAUCCGCGAAGAGGGAAACUUUCAACGAUGAUUGUGACACGAGGAACAUUGCGUAAAGGAAGUGUUUUAGUUGCUGGUACAGCCUAUGCCAAAGUACGCGGUUUAUUCGAUCAUAACAUUGAGCCAAUCAAUGAAGUGACACCAGGUGUGCCAGUCGAAAUUACGGGAUGGCGUGAAUUGCCGGCAGCCGGUGAUUUAGUUUUGGAGGUUGAAAAUGAAAAACAUGCAAAUACAGUCAUAAAAUACCGCGAACACAAGGCUCUAAUUCACAAAGCUGAAGAUGAUUUAGACGCAAUUAAUGAAAAACGUGAAGGACAUAAUAAAAUCUAUAAAGAGCGGCGUCAAUUGACCAAAAAGCAAAAAAGUCAAAUUAUAGAAAAAACCUAUGCACCAGAAGAUCCAACUCCCAAACUAAAUAUUAUCAUUAAAGUGGAUGUGCAUGGUUCGUUGGAAGCGAUUCUCGAUGUAUUUAAUACAUACGAUUGUUCGGAAAUGUGUCGAUUGAAUAUUGUACAUCAUGGUGUUGGUACAGUUACCGAUAGUGAUAUUGAAUUGGCGAAAACAUUUGAUGCAGUCAUUUAUGGUUUUUCAAUAAGAAUGCAGCCAUCAAGCGAGGUUGUUAUGCGCGAAUUCAAUAUUAUCUAUCGAUUAUUUGAGGACGUUAUUGCCGAAAUAAACAAUCGCUUACCGGAAAUUGAUGUUGACGAUGUUGUUGGCGAAGCAGAAGUACAACAAAUAUUUAUGAUUAAUGAACGAAAUAAAAAAGUUCCCGUAAUGGGUUGCCGUUGUAUGAAAGGCAAUUUGAAGAAAAAUCUUCAAUAUAAAAUUUUACGAGAUGAUGAAAUAAUCUACGAUGGCAAACUGAGUUCGAUGCGACACAUGAAAAACGAAGUUGAUACAAUUAAAAAAGGCGUCGAUUGUGGACUACAAUUAGCUGACAAAACGGUUGAGGCUGAACCUGGUGAUAAAGUCAUUUGUUACACAAUCAAAAAAGAAAGACAAGAAAUUGAUUGGAAUCCAGGAUUUCAUAAUAAAAACUAAAUCAGUUGUAUUUGUCUAUAGUUUCGUCUGUUAUUUAAUAAAAAAAUAUACUAUGUACAAAA